AUGUGUAAGAAUAUAUGGAAAAUUAUAUAUAUCGUUUUAAUUAUAAAUGCUUUAUUUUUGGUAAAUAUAAAUUGUGAUUCCAAUGAUAAAAAUAAUGACGAUGACAACAACAAAAAAAAGAUGGGAUGUUGUGGGGGUACUAAUAAACCACUACCAUCCACCAACAAACCGCUAAAGAGUUGUUGUAGUGGUAAAAAAUCGGGGAAUGAUGAAUGUAAACCAAUAUUAGAUCUCAAUCAUAUAGGGAGUAAUGGAAAAAACAAAAUUCCAUUUAUUUACAAAUGCUGUGCAAAUCAUGAUACAUAUGAAAGUAUAAUUAAUAAACACUUUAAUGAAGAAAAUGGAGACAAUACAACCGAUACUGCAGAAAAAAUGAAUAUGAUGAUGAGUAAUUUAUCUAUGCCUAUGUCAUUUCAAAAUACUACACAUACUAUUAUUUUAUUCAAAUUUUGGGAAACUACCACUGUUCCAUUUUAUUUCAUAUCCCUGAUAUUAUGCUUUAUAUUUGGAAUACUUUCAGUCGCAUUCAAAGUUUUGAGACUAUAUAUAGAAAAGGCGUUGCCCGCAACAAGUAAUGCAAGUGUAUUCACCAGCGCAACUCUAUUUAAACAUAACACGAUUAGAAUGAUUUUAUCUUUUAUCAUAUAUAGUUGGGAUUAUUUAUUAAUGUUAAUUGUAAUGACAUUUAAUGUUGGAUUAUUUUUCGCUGUAAUUUUGGGGUUAUCAUUUGGAUACUUUUUAAUGGGAAACAAUUUUGUCUCAUGCACUCAAGAUUCAAACUGUGAUGUAGAUGCUCAUAAAGAGCUUUAUGGGGAUCCAGCUUGCUGUGGAUGCUAA
Messenger RNA from Plasmodium vinckei vinckei, 837 nucleotides. RefSeq names its product copper transporter, putative. Lineage: Eukaryota; Apicomplexa; Aconoidasida; Haemosporida; Plasmodiidae. The transcript has 2 exons. Gene Ontology annotation, biological process: copper ion transmembrane transport; intracellular copper ion homeostasis. Gene Ontology annotation, cellular component: plasma membrane. Gene Ontology annotation, molecular function: copper ion transmembrane transporter activity. Bases 1 to 837 code for a protein of 278 amino acids. The record is from RefSeq and is a predicted model, not a curated record.